This is a messenger RNA of Aricia agestis (brown argus), 3883 nucleotides long. Its product is annotated as mediator of DNA damage checkpoint protein 1-like. Bases 87 to 3566 code for a protein of 1159 amino acids. Gene Ontology annotation, molecular function: protein binding. NCBI's taxonomy places the organism in Eukaryota, Metazoa, Arthropoda, Insecta, Lepidoptera, Lycaenidae. The transcript has 8 exons. The record is from RefSeq and is a predicted model, not a curated record.
ACGAGCGCUUUUGUAGAAGUCCGAAAGCGUUAUAAUUCGAUAAUAAAAUCAAAUAUGAUUAUUGGUUCUAAAAAAUCAUUAAAACUAUGGAGUUAACACAGCGACUUCCUUGUACACAAUCAUUCAACGAAACUCCGACACAGAGUAACCGACUCCCUGAACAGAUAGGAUUUUUGGGAAUAUGUGGCCAAAAAUAUCCAGUGGUGAAAGGUCCAAACAAAAUAGGCCGAGAUCCCGAAACUUGCAGUAUUGUACUCCAGCUGAAUUCGAUAUCAAGACAUCAUGCUGUUAUAAACGUUCUAAAUAGUUCCGAGUUCAUGUUAAUGGAUCUUAACUCUGCCAACAAAACAAAACUGGACAAUAAAACAUUAGAGCCAUAUAUACCAUAUCCACUGAAAAAUGGUAAUAUGGUGCAACUGGGGCAGGUUUUUGGUAUAUUCAGCGUGCUGCAAGAUAACAAUGAUCUCCCCAUGACCCAAGCUCUUGAUAUUCCGGAUACACCAGUGGUUUCCCGUCAUGUUUCCAAGUUCAGUCAUAUCCAUGUCACUACUGUGCCGGAAUCACCAGACAUGAGUGAUAAGGAUGAUUCCUUCAUAAUGCCUUCACAACCAAAAGCUCUGAGAAAUUCUAAUGCAAAUAAGUCUGCUGGACAGACAGAACCAACAGCAAAAAAGAAGAUUGAUAAUAAUUUUUGGAAUUCCUCAAGAAAAUCUGAUUCAAUCCAUUUACAAUCCAACACUACUAUUUGUAGUCCUAAUUCUUUUAUUUCAACAAAAAACCCAGAGGAUAAGAAAAUACCAGACAAUAUUCAUGAAAUGAAUACUCAGGUAUCAAAUAAUAAUAACGAAAGCACGGAUUCAUUAUUUACAGCAGAAACUCAGAUGCCCGAAAAUCGCCAUUCCCUUAAUAUUUUUAAUAUGGAAACACAACUACCUGUUAGUGAUAAGUUGCCUGCAGUAUGUAAAGUUAAUGAGCAAGAAAACUUAGCACUUGACUUUUUCACUGAUAUGAAAGAAAAUGACAUAUUUGAAGCUGAAACCCAAGCUGUGACUGUUAGUAAACCUUCUACACCUAUCAUUAAACAUACUGUUGAACGAAAAUCAGAUAAAGUUAGCUUGUCACAUAAUGCUUCAGAUGAUGUCAUUGUUUUUGAUGAAAUGGAAAGCGAGCCUCCAAUCGAGGUCUUUGAAUCCCAAGCAUUACUAACGGAACAUGAAGCAGAAACUCAAGAUCUUAGAUUUUUACAUAAUAAAGAGAGCGUCGCAGAUGAAGGUUCAAAAAGAAAUAAGCGCCUUAAAUCAGAUAGUUCUACUGAUUGUGAGGAUGAUAUGAUACAUUUAUCACAAAAUUUUCGUGAUAAACAUAAUAAUGAUGAUGAUGAAACCGAUUGUGAUGAUGUGCAUCCUAAUGAAGAAGGCGAGAAAAAACCGGAAGUUGAUGAUGACUUGACUGAUUGUGAAGAUGACCUUUUGCCGCCGAACGAGAUAAAAAAGACUGAAAUACCAAAAAACGAACUUGCAUUAGAAGAUUUACCAACUCAAAUAGUAGCAGAAGAUGAAACCAAAAUAAAAACGAAUGAAGAUGAUUGCAUUGACGAUAUGCUUACUCAAGUAAUACAAGUGAAUGAAAAUGAGGACAAUAUAGAAGAUAUGUUAACACAAGUUGUGAUUCCAGAGGACGAUAAAAAAUAUGACAUUAAGCCAUUACUACCCGAAAAUAAACCUAGCAAUUCACCAUUUAAAAUACCACUUUCACCUAUGAAGACCAAAAAAGACAUUAAAAUCCCAUCCAAAAAGUCAUUACCUGAACCAGGCAAUAGCGACAAAUAUGAUUUAGACUUUUGCUACGCUUCAACUCAGGACGUUUUCAAUGAUUUGUGUUCACAAAGAGAAAUUCAAAUUGGAGUAUCCCCUCCAACAAAAGGUAUUAGUGGAUCAGGAACAAAUAACAUUUCUGAAAGUACUGCAAAAUCUAAUGUGGGGUCUAACAAAAAUUAUUUUAUUGAUGUCGCGAAACCGAAGAAAGUGGGGAGUGGAGAUAGCUUGUCUGACGUUGAAAGUACGCCGAAAAAAGUUCCGCUGACCUUUAUGGAGACAGACUUGCCAGACAGUCAAGAAAUCAAAAGCAGCAUGACUCGAAGCAAUAGAACUAAUGCGAUAGAAUUAUCCAGUGAAUCCGAAACUGAAAAUGAUUCGGAGCAAUCUACACCUGUAUUGUUCCGACAUCCAAAGAAAAAGAGUAGCGAUGCCAAAAUGAAUUUAUCAAACAAAUUUGAAAUUGAUGCACUUCCUACCAGGAUUAUAACGCGGGUCAGAAAACCCACGGCAAAAGCUUUGAGUAAUCUAGACACUUCUAGUAUCGCUAAAAACAUUUUAAAGCCGAAAUUUUUACCAGAACAAGAAGAAAAUAUUGAUAACGAAAUUAUUACUGAAAAUUUAACGAGGCUCAAAAAUAAAGCUACUAAAGCUUCGUCUAGCGAAAAAAGCACAAAAAGAGAUUCCACUAAAAGCGACAAGAAGAAAACUGACAAAGAAGACAAAGAAACAGAAAAAACUAAAAGAAAGCCCAAAGAAAAAAGUACAGAUAAAAAGCAAACCAAAAGUAACUCACAGAAUACUAUGGACGGAUACUUAAACGUAACUGAAGACAAAACAAAAGCCAGUAGAACUACAAGGAGUAGAGCAAAAAAUAUAGAUUCAGACAAAAAGUCUACUUCGCCGGAAGUUGUCAAAUCGAAAAGAAAAAAACCAGAAGAACCAGAAAAAGAAAAGAAAGAAACGAAAAAAUCCAUUGAAACCGAGCAAACAGUUCGACGUAGCAGACGGAGGAAAGCUGAUGAUGACGAACAGAAAGUAUCCAAAGAAACGGAAAAAAGUAAAGUUUACAGUGUCAACUCUUCAAGGAAUUCAGAAUCGAGUCUCGAUUCCUCUAACGCGUUGAAGAGAUCGACCGAGCCUCAGUUUCCGAGUGCGAAAAAACCUAAAAUGUCUGGUGGAAGAUACACGAUUGAUACGCAAUAUGUACUCUUCACAGCAUUUCCAAACGAGGAAGUUAAGAAUAAGUUGGAAAGUUUAGGUGCGAUAGUAGUGUCAGAUGUGAUGCACUGCACCGUGGUGCUGACAUUACAGAUCAAGCGGACAUUUAAGUUGCUGUGUGCAGUCGGACUGGGCAGGCCGGUGGUGGGGCCAGCGUGGGUACAGGCCUGUGCUGAUGCUAACUGUAUAUUGGACCCGAAUCAGUACAUUUUAAGGGAUGCGGUGUCGGAGCAAAGGUUCCAGUUCGAUUUACAGAAGACAAUAAGAAGUAGACGCAACUUCUUGAAGGGAUACAAAGUGUCUUCGACGCCAAAAGUGGUGCCCAACGCAAAGGAGAUGAAAAUGAUAGUGGAGUGCUCUGGCGGCACAUGGAAGGAAGGUGGCAAGAAUUGGCUGUGCAUAUCGUGUCCCGCCGACAGGCCGCUCUGGCCGAAGUACAAACGAAAGGGAGCAAUCAUAGUGUCCACAGAACUAGUGCUGUUGGGGGUACUCAGACAAGAACUGGACAUUGAAGGAAAUAAGUUGGCGUAGUACCCGCAAAAAGACUACCCACAAAUAAGUUGUCAGACUACCCGCAAAUAAGUUUUCGGACUACCUGCAAAAAUUGUAGCUGGCAUAGCAGGCAAGUUGUUGGGCUAGUAGCCCCAAAUAAUAAUUUUUCGAACCCGCCUUUAAAACUACCCACCAUUGUAUAAACUCAUUUCCAAACCCAUCACAAUUACUGUAAUUUGUUUUUUUUUAUGUCUUGAGAUUAAAAGGACCCAUAAACUUUACUAUGUGCAUUACAUAAUAUGUGCCACUAAUGGAGGCACUUCACAUGGCUAUUUAUAUUUGGUAUCAAAACUCAA